AUGAGUGUUGCGCGAGGUCGAAUGGCUUGUGCAUCUUGCACAAAAAGGAAAGUCAAGUGCUCCAAGACAGUACCGUGUGUUCAUUGCAUCCGAAGAGGGGAGCAAGACACCUGUGGUAUAAUAUCAAAUAUCGAAUCACCAGUCAUCGAACAUACUGUCUCGCAGUACUUCCCAUCAUCCGCGGCACCACUUGAUCAUGAUGAACAACUAUCGGCGCUCAGCCGUCGGGUGGCCGAACUCGAAGCCGAGCUCCAGCAGAAAACCUAUUCCACACCUGAAGUGGCAUCGCAUCGGGUCCGAAACCUCGACACAAGCAUUAAUCGCGAGACUGGAGGCGCAGAGCUGGCUCGCGAUGCAGUGGCUGAAGACGCUGCGUCGAUCCUGGAAUUCCUUGCCUGGGGUCGGAGAAAGAACCCAGAGUAUCAUGCAGUCGCUUCACCCGAGGCUGCUGUGACGACGGCACAGGCCGGGGAAGUGGUAGCAAAUGCCCAAGUUGAACCAUCGGCAGCCGACACUGGGUUUCUACAAGAUAUAUCUCAUACUUCAGUUCUUCAGCUGCUGUUACCUGACAAGCAGCGAACUUGGGACUUGGUUCUGUGGCAUGAGAGAUGCUUAUUAUGGUACCACUGCUCAUAUUAUGCGCCGUCUCUCAGAAAGCAACUAGAAAGCUUUUAUAGCAACCACGGCGGCUCCGUCGAAAACCCCGGGGUAAAUCUUCAAUGGGUCGCAUUUCUAUUUGCGGUUCUAGCGGGAAGCUUGACGUGCAUGCCAAACAACACCGCUGAACAAUGGGGCUUCGGUGAGGACGAGCGAGAGACCCUCUCGAAGCGAUGGUUUCAAGCGGUUAUUUCCUGUCUUAACAAGGCCGAUUAUGCUGCCAACCAUUCAAUACUUUCUAUCCAGGCAAUCGCUACGCUCACCGUAUCAGCUCAUAUGCUGGGCUUCUCCAGCACCCAGUCAAUCCAUCUCGCUGCAGCAGUCCGGAUAGCACAAAGUCUUGGCCUUCAUCGUCUAACCUCCGACGCCUCCGGGAGCGAGGUAGAGAAAGAAACCGGGCGGCGGGUCUGGUCCCAACUCUGCAGUCAGGAUUGGUUUUCCUUGCCUUUUUCCGAGACAUAUCUCGUCAACCCCCUUUACUCAAAAUCGGAACUCCCGAUGAACUGCCAUGACGAGGAAGUCCUGCCGCUGCCCGACUUUGUUCCCACCGUCACUGGUUAUAGUCGCUUUCUACACUCAAUUGCCAGUAUCAUGCCUCGUUUGCAAGAUGGCCUCGUGUCCUCCAAUACACUGUUCACAAAGUAUGAACAAGUCGUGAAGUGGGAUAAGCAGCUCAGGACUCUCGCCACAGCCGGUCGGCCAAUCUAUCUGUCCGCUGUCCCACUAGACUCACAAUGGCCCGUAUUCGUCCCUUGGGCCCGCAGGUCACUCGCCAUAUCCUCAUCUCACAAAAUAAUCAUGAUACACCGGUCGUUCUUAUCCGAGAGCUUUACAAACCCAGCUUUUGGUUUCACCAGACGAACAUGCCUUGCCGCCUCGAAGACAAUCAUCAAAGAGUAUAAGUGUGUCGUCGAGGAAAAUGGACCAGUUCUUUGGAUCCAUCAAGCGUUUUCAGUUGCCGCAUCCGUAAUCUUGAUAUUGGAUGUCUUGCAUCGGGAAAACUGUGAGCCAGAAUCUAUGGAACAUCUUCAGCUGUACGAGGGGUGA
This is a messenger RNA of Neoarthrinium moseri, 1704 nucleotides long. RefSeq lists its product as uncharacterized. The transcript has 4 exons. The coding region runs from base 1 to 1704 and encodes 567 amino acids. Gene Ontology annotation, biological process: regulation of DNA-templated transcription; DNA-templated transcription. The record is from RefSeq and is a predicted model, not a curated record. Gene Ontology annotation, molecular function: DNA binding; DNA-binding transcription factor activity, RNA polymerase II-specific; zinc ion binding. NCBI's taxonomy places the organism in Eukaryota, Fungi, Ascomycota, Sordariomycetes, Amphisphaeriales, Apiosporaceae.